AUGUUUCACCUCUUGACGGAGACCUGUCUUUUUGCACCUUUGCCUAAUGAUUGCCUGUGCCAGAUGACAGGCGAGCCGAUCGUAUACAUGAAAGUGCCGCUGUUUAAGAGAGUGCUGGAACCUGCCGCUGCUGUAGCCGUAGACGAGCGCAUCCGAGCGAAACGGAAAGCUCAGGGCCCGCCUGAGGGCGGCGAGGCUCGCAAACGCAUGCGUCUCGCGGACGGCUCGGCGUCUUCGUUGCGAACCAGUUCCGCGAAUGCUUUUCGCACGGCUGCAGACGUGUCGAUCGCGCGGUCUCGUCUUUUCUACGCGCGGCCGUCAUUUGUGCCACACAAACACCACAUCAUCGUUGGCCUCCCAUCGAAGCAUAUAUUGAAUACACUAAAUCCAUCUUAUCAUAAGAAAAAUAACGCCCAUCCAUACGAGCCGCCAAACCAACGGAAGCAGAUGCAAGACGCGCGUCACUUAUCAAAAUACGUAUUUCCCCGGAUGUAUGCGCUACCUAACGCCUUCACCCUUCCUGCUUCGUCAAAUUACAAGACCUAUGUAGUUCCAAACUUCGAAGACAGAGAAGCCGAAAUCAAGUUGCAGGGGAAAUGCAAGACUCCAAAGAGGCUUGCUUCUGUGAUCGGAUACCUGGAAAAGCUGAUCUACCGGCAUGGCAAAUGCAGGUACAAGUCUCUCAGAGAUCAUACCUGUCCUUCAAAGUUGAGAGAUGAGCAACAGAAGAUGAUUGAUAGCUCCGUCAUAUUGGAAUUAGUCUCAGAGCAGUCCAUCCGCCUCAAGUCGCAACAAUCUCUGACCACUGCCAAUCGAUCGAUCGACUCCCUGGGGUGCACGAUAGUUCCCGGGGGUACCACGCAGGCCCGAGUCGACGUAAAGAGUAAACCCAGAUUUACCGAGUUCACAUGCAGCCACGUCGAGAUAUUUCGGUACGCGGUUCUUGUGACAAAAGCAGUCAUUCCGAAGGCGUUUUGGGGAUCCGACAAGAAUUUCAAGCUGGUCAUGAAUUGCGAGCCGCGGUUAACAUAUUCGAAGACCGAAGCAGAAGAGAUUCUGCGCCAACGCAAACUAGGCUUUUCUUUUGUUCGCCUGUUGCCAAAGGACACCGGUGUUCGUCCCAUCGUGAAUCUGAGAAGGAAGAGGCUUCAGCAAAAGGGAUCGCUUGCAUCAAAUCCCCAAUCCAUCAACGACAUCCUACAAGCUGCAUUUCAGAUUCUUACUUAUGAAAAGAAUGCUCAGCCGCACUUGUUGGGAUCAUCUGUUUUUGGUCCCAACGAAAUCUACGGCCAGCUCAAAGCAUACAAGUCCCGAUUAGCGUUCGAUAACCCCACUGGCAAACUGUAA
Messenger RNA from Heterobasidion irregulare TC 32-1, 1347 nucleotides. RefSeq lists its product as uncharacterized. Lineage: Eukaryota; Fungi; Basidiomycota; Agaricomycetes; Russulales; Bondarzewiaceae. Gene Ontology annotation, biological process: telomere maintenance via telomerase. The coding region runs from base 1 to 1347 and encodes 448 amino acids. Gene Ontology annotation, cellular component: telomerase catalytic core complex. The record is from RefSeq and is a predicted model, not a curated record. Gene Ontology annotation, molecular function: telomerase RNA binding; telomeric repeat DNA binding. The transcript has 10 exons.